Molecule: messenger RNA, 474 nt
Organism: Letharia columbiana
Lineage: Eukaryota; Fungi; Ascomycota; Lecanoromycetes; Lecanorales; Parmeliaceae
Exons: 1
Coding region: 1-474 (157 amino acids)
Cellular component (GO): intracellular anatomical structure
Molecular function (GO): oxidoreductase activity, acting on NAD(P)H, oxygen as acceptor
Source: RefSeq, a predicted model, not a curated record
AUGGCCUCUUCUAAGACGAUUGUGCUUAUCAGUGGCGCCAAUCAAGGUAUCGGCUGUGGGAUCUCCGAAAAGCUCGCCACCGAAACCCUUCUUACCAUGUCCAUAUGGGAUGCCGUUCCUUCUCCAAAGGCCGAAGCCGCGGCAUCUUCCUUCUCCAACCUUGCCAUCGAAGCACUUGAGCUUGACAUCAGCUCUGAUUCUUCCAUCUCCAAAGCCUUCGCCACCGUAGAAGGGAAGUUUGGCCAUCUGGAUGUCCUCAUAAACAAUGCGGGUAUUUCACAACGAGCUUUACCCGAAGGCCUGACGACCCGCCAACGUUACGCACAGAUUAUGGACACCAACGCUAUCAGUGCAGCCUGUCUCCCCGAGACUUUCAUUCCUCUCCUCUGUAAAUCCCCGCAGCCACGCAUUAUCUUUAUGAGCUCGGAGCUAGGUAGUAUAGGCGAUACUCUGAACCCGGCCUCCCAGUACUAG